AAUGGCUGACAACGUAGUUGAGAAAAGUGAAAACAAAACUGGGAAAAAAAGAAAAUCUACACCAAAUAAAUGGUCAAAGACUGCAAUAAAGCGUGCCAAAGCUUCAGGCGAUGCUCACAAAAACCAUGUUGGAAAGGAUGUUGAUGAAAGGAGCCAGCACUAUGUGGACUGCAGGUGCAAAUGCCUAGAGAAGUUUAACGAUGGAGAAAGGAGUAAUAUUUUAAAAGAAUUUAAUGAGCUUGCCGAACAUGAGAAACAAAACAUUUAUUUAAGGGGUUGCAUUUCUGUAAAAGAAGAAAACACUAUCAGGCGAAAGCAGAGUCAGGCAGCCCCCAAAACAUUCCGUAGCAGCUACAGCUACACAAUAAAAGAAACUGGCUCACCUAUACCUGUGUGCAAAAAUGCUUUUUGUGCUCUGCAUGGUAUUAAGGAAUCACGCCUGAAGAAAAAAGUCCUGAACUUUGAAGACCCCCUACAAGACUUAAGAGGAAAGCAUGGCCAUCACAAAAAACUUAAUGAUGAGAUUCGCCAAGCAAUCCGUCAACAUAUUUCUUCAUUUCCUGCAAGAGAAAGCCACUAUUCUCGAGCAGACAAUAGAAAAAGGAUCUACCUAACCUCUGACCUUAACAUUUCUGAGAUGUUUAGGUUGUUUUUGGAACAACACCCAGACAUGAACACUAUGGCCAAAGAAUGGAUCUAUAGAGAUAUUUUGAACUUUGAAUUUAAUAUUAGUUUUGGGUUUCCACGCACAGAUAUAUGUGACACGUGUGAAAAAUUUAAUGCUGAUAUUAAAUCUGCCACUGUCAACAGAAAUAAUGAUUUGGUUUUCAAACUAAGAACUGAACAUGAAGUUCACAAAAGAAAAGGGGAUGCCUUCUAUGAGCAGAUAAGAGAGGAUAAGCAUCUUGCUCUUUCUACUAAUGAUACUAAAGUCAUAGCUAUGGAUUUCCAAAAGAACCUGCCUCUACCUGUUACUGGGAUUGGCCAGGAGUACUACAAAAGACAGCUGGCUGUGCAUAACCUUGGCAUUCAUGAUGUUUGCUCUGGAAAUGCUUCGAUGUACAUUUAUGCAGAAAAUUUUGCUAACAAAGGACCCAAUGAGGUUCUUUCAUGUCUGGAACACUAUAUAGAAGAAUUGCCGGAGUCGAUAAGAAAACUGGUCAUUUUCACAGAUAAUUGUUUUUCUCAAAGCAAAAACCGAUACAUUGUUGCUUUUUUGCAAAAUUUAUGUAAUACUAAACUGACUGAAGUUGUUAUUAAGUACCCUAUUCCUGGUCACAGCAGAAUGCCAUGUGACAGAGACUUUGGCAGAAUUGGAAAAAAAAAAUUAAAAACAGAUAAGUUUUAUAAGCCUUCUGACCUGGUAAAUCUUAUUGCCAAAUCAAGCAUUAAUAAUUCAUGGAAAAUUGUGUAUGUUGAACAUCCAUUUACUGACAAUUUGGAAAUGGACAGUAGACCUGUUGUCAGGGUUAAAGAUUUUAAAUCUAGCCUGGACAAAGUCAUUAAAGCGCCAGAGGGUAUUGCCAGUCUCAGAGGGAUUUUAUUUGAAAGGCUGAAGAACCCUGUUGGCAGAAGCUCAAUGACUGGCCCUCUUACUUUCACUUUAAAUUUAUUAAAAAGGGGAAAAUCACUGAACACCUUAAAAUCAGCUAUUCAAGAUUUCCCUUUGGCAUUCAACGGCUUUCUUCCAAUAAAGAAAGCAAAAUUUGAUGACAUUAUGUCACUUUUGUCCCAUGUCCAUCUUCCAGAGAGUGUAACUUUUUACACUUCCCUCAAACCUUUAGAAAUGUCUACAGAAGAGGAUGAGCAAGCUGAUGAUUUUGAAUAGGACAUUUAAUUUAAUUUUGUAUAGAUAAUUAUUGAGGUAAAUAGUGUUACCAUCAAGAUUAUAAAUAAUUAUUACAUCACAUUUGUUUUACUAUUUCUGUUGACUCUGUAUAUACCAAUAAUUUAAAUUCAUUUUGUGUUUAUACCUUUGUUGUUUAAAAUUUGAA
Physella acuta is the source of this 1994-nucleotide messenger RNA. RefSeq lists its product as uncharacterized. Lineage: Eukaryota; Metazoa; Mollusca; Gastropoda; Physidae. The record is from RefSeq and is a predicted model, not a curated record.